Triticum aestivum (bread wheat) is the source of this 1162-nucleotide messenger RNA. RefSeq lists its product as uncharacterized. The transcript has a single exon. Lineage: Eukaryota; Viridiplantae; Streptophyta; Magnoliopsida; Poales; Poaceae. The coding region runs from base 33 to 944 and encodes 303 amino acids. The record is from RefSeq and is a predicted model, not a curated record.
CCGCGCUCUCCUCCCUCCCACUACUGACCCUGAUGGGGGAGAUGUUGUUUCUCGCGUGCCACCUUCUCCUCUCCCUCGCCCUCAUCGUCGCCUCCCUCUCCCACCUAUUCUUCUCCUCCGUUGCCCACCAAUCCCCCGCGCACACUAACAACCACCGCUUUCGCAUCCUUCGACAUCCACUCUUUCGCAUACUCCCCGUCCUCGCUGCCCUCCCAUUCCCCUUCCUUCCCAUCGCCCCCACCUCUCGCCUACUCACAUUCACCCUCCUACCUCCCCUCCUCCUUCUACUCCCACUCCCCUUCCUCCCGGUCAACCACCUCCCACUCCUACGCCCUUUAUUCUUAUCCCUCCCUCUACUCCUCCAAGCCCGCGCCGUGGGUCUUCUCGCCGAUGCAUUCCCCGUAUCCGAUCUCCAGGUUCACACUCUCUCCAUCGCCACCCUCCUCCUCAUCACUGCCGCCACUACUUCCCUAGUAUCCACAUUGUCGCAGUCGAGAACCACCCAGCACUUGUUAGCGGAGACAUUGUUUACCUUUGUCGGUAUCGUUGGUGGCCUCUGGGCUCUCCAAAGUGGCCUCAACCUUUACGUCGACUCCUGCGUCCCCGCGGGUUGCCACCGGCUGAUGGACACAACUCUCGCACCAGCCACACGUUGUGACGUUGAUGAAGCUAGGCUACAGGCCAUUGCGUUCAUGGAUGUCAUGCUGUCAGUGCAUUGCUUGAUUGCGGCAACUUUUGUGUCUGGGUUGCAUCUCGGGGUGGCAAACAGGUACGUGGUUGAUGGUGGGGGUGUUAAUGUUGGUAUGGGGACAGGUCGAAGGCAUAAUAGCAUUGGGGGUUCAUAUGAUGCCCUGCCCAUGGUGCCUUUGUCAUCGGGGGCCAUUGAGGAGACAGAGUAUUUGCCUGUGAAGGGCGUCGUUGGCAAGGCUGUGGCACAGGAAUAAGAACGAAUUGACUUUCAUUACUAAUUACUAGGUGUACAUUGAUCGUCUGAAUUAAUGUGUGUUGUUCAGAUGUCACCCUCUAAAACAGUUAGUUGUAUGUGGCUAAAUUAUGUAGAUGAUUGGUGAUCAUUAGUUGCUAGGGAGAAACUAUGUGAAAUCUGGCAUUGUUGUUGUCUUGUUGAGUUGGUGAAUGGAGCCUUCAUGUCUUGUUUAUUUCA